AUGGGGAAGGUGUGGUCGAGGACACUGGACGAGGAGGAGGAGGAGGAGGAGGAGGAGGCGGAUGGUCCGUCGGUCCUCGGCCACUCGUCCGCCGACGCGCGAAGCGUCACGACUCGCCGACAGGAUGCGCCUGCAGAAGCUGCUCGCGAGCGCCUCAACAUCAACGCCGAUUGGCGCUUCGAGCGUUUCGAGAGCAACCCCGACGGCCUCAGUUACGACCAGCUGAAGCCGUGGAUCCUGCCGGCUGCCAACAACUUCAUCAAAGAUCCAGCACUCCACACCGAGCCCCCGACCGGACGGCCCAGCAAUGUCACCUAUGCGCAAGCCUCCUUUGAUGACAGCGCGUGGGAGGCCCUGAAUCUCCCGCAUGACUGGGCCGUUAAGGGACCCUUCUAUGAAGGUUCUGACCCGCCAGUGGGCGGGAACAUGGGUCGUUUGCCGAUUCAAGGGAUUGGCUGGUAUCGUCGCACCAUCGACGUUACGUCGGCCGACGAGGACAAGACAAUAUACUUGGAGGUCGACGGCGCGAUGUCUUACGCGACGGUCUGGCUGAAUGGAAAGCUCGUUGGUGGCUGGCCCUAUGGAUAUGCUUCGUUCCGUCUAGACCUCAGUCCUUAUGUUCAGUCGGGAGAGAAUCAACUUGCCAUCCGCCUUGACCAGGAACUCGAUUCCUCUCGUUGGUAUCCUGGUGCAGGCAUCUAUCGCAACAUUUGGCUUACCAAGCUCAACGCUGUCCAUGUCGGUCACUGGGGCACUUACAUCACUGCGAAGGAUGUUUCUGCUGAAUCGGCCACCCUGGACCUCACCGUUCAGGUCGAGAACGCCGCAACAACCGGCGAGGCAUCAGAUAUCCAAGUCGUGACAGACGUCCAUGUCUUGGACGCAGCGACCGGACAGGCCGGGGAGAAGGUCGGCCAAUUUCCCGAAACUACCGUCAGCGUUGGAGCUGGCAGUAUUGAAUCAACAAAUGGCUCGAUUGCCUUGGAGAAUCCGAAGCUCUGGGGUCCUCGACCGUCGCAGGAGCCCAACCUACAUGUUGCGAUCACGCGCCUGUACGCAGACGGUCAAGAAAUCGACGCCUACGAGACCCGGUUCGGCGUCCGAUCGGUCAGCUACGCCGGCGAUGGGUUGCGGAUCAACGGAGAGCGUAUCUACCUCCAGGGCGUGUGCCAGCACCAUGACUUAGGCUCGAUCGGAGCUGCCUUCAAUCUUGUAGCAGCAGAGCGACAACUGCAAUUACUUCAGGACAUGGGUUCCAAUGCUAUCAGGACAUCACACAACCCACCAGCACCCGAGAUCCUUGAUCUCGCUGACAGCUUGGGCAUUGUUGUCCUAGACGAGAUCUUUGACACCUGGGCCAGCCACAAGACCGAGAACGAUUUCGCAAGUCUGUGGGAAGACUGGUCUGAGCCGGACCUGCGCGCAUUUGUCCGCCGUGACCGGAAUCAUCCAUCAAUUUGGGCAUGGAGCUACGGUAACGAGAUUGCCGAGCAGGAGGAGGGUGCCGAAGGCGCCGCCGCGGCUCAGCGGCUCGCGGACAUUGUCAGGGAAGAGGACUCCACACGCCAGUCCUCGGUGGGCAUGAACAACGCCGGCCCUGAGACCCCCUUCGUCUCGGUUGUGGACCUUAUCGGGCUGAACUACCAGGGCGAAGGCAAGGGUAACGGUGGUCCAACCUUUGAAAACUUCCGCGGGGAGUUCCCUGACAAGCUGAUAUUCAGCACGGAGAGCUCCUCCGCUGUCAGCUCUAGAGGAACUUACCUGUUCCCAGUGACCCCAGCCAACAGCACCAUCGUUCUUGCUAAUGGCACCGGUGCCGACCCAGAAACCCGCCAGGUCAGUGCUUACGAGCUAUAUGCUGUUCCCUGGGGUGCUUCGCCGGACAAGGUUUUCGACGCGCAGGAUCAGUUCCCAUACGUCGCCGGAGAAUUUGUAUGGACGGGCUGGGACUAUAUCGGUGAGCCGACCCCGUACGAUGGUCAAUCUCGUAGCAGCUAUUUUGGGAUUAUCGACUUGGCCGGUUUCCCCAAGGAUCGUUUCUACUUGUACCAAUCGCGCUGGAACCCGACCGUUCGGAAUGCGCACAUCCUUCCACACUGGAACUGGCCGGACCGUGUCGGCGAGGUGACUCCUGUCCACGUCUUCUCUUCCGGAGAUGAGGCCGAGCUGUUCGUGAACGGAGAAUCCCAGGGCCGUCAAACUAAGGCUGGAUACCGUUUCCGGUGGGACGACGUCGUCUACCAGCCUGGCGAGGUUCACGUCAAGACUUACAAGGACGGGGAGGAGUGGGCAGAGGCCACGGUGCGGACGACCGGGGAAGCGACACAGCUAGUUCUGUCGACCUACCAAAAUCGGACGACUAUCGCCGCCGACGGCAGCGAUUUGUCCUUCGUGAGUGUCGCCGUGAGCGACGACAACGGCGACGUGGUGCACACUGCCGAACCUGCCAUCACCUUCUCGGUCACGGGUGGCGAGAUCGUGUCGACUGACAACGGCGACCCGACGGAUUUCAACCCGUUCCCGUCCAAGGAGCGGAAUGCCUUCAGGGGCCUCGCGCUUGCCAUCGUGCGUGCGCCGGCGGGAUCUUCUGGGCCAGUCACUGUCACCGCCCAGGCGGAUGGCUUGAAGACGGCCGAGAUUACGCUGAAUGUUCAGUAG
Molecule: messenger RNA, 2658 nt
Organism: Diaporthe citri
Lineage: Eukaryota; Fungi; Ascomycota; Sordariomycetes; Diaporthales; Diaporthaceae
Exons: 2
Coding region: 1-2658 (885 amino acids)
Biological process (GO): carbohydrate metabolic process
Molecular function (GO): hydrolase activity, hydrolyzing O-glycosyl compounds
Source: RefSeq, a predicted model, not a curated record